UGAAACAAAAGUCUGCACUUAAACACAUCUCAAAAUACAAAGAUAAUUCUGCUGAAAUACUUAAGAUAAAUCUCGUUUUUCUUAUAAAUAGCUAAAAAUACAAGCUAGCACAUACAAUUCAAGAUGAUUCCUCUACCUAUACUUUUAGUGUUAGCUGUCGCAACAUCCAUCAAGGCUGAAGUCUCUCCGGAUAUUAUAGCAGUUCCCAAUGGUUUAAGUGGAAAGGGAAUUACCACUAGAUACUGGGAUUGCUGCAAACCAUCAUGUGCUUGGGCAGACAAUGUCAACACGCCUGAUAAACAACCUCUUAAGUCGUGCAGAGUUGAUGGAGAAGCUGUAGCCCCACCUAAUGAUCCGUCUGGAUGUGAUAUAAAUGGUUCUUCGUUUGUAUGUAACAACAACCAACCGUAUGUGGUUAACUCCACUUUAUCCUAUGGUUUUGCUUCUGCUUCCUUUUCCGGUGGUAUUGAUACUAGCAUGUGUUGUUCCUGCAUGUUACUAAAUUUUGAGGGUCAGCUGAAAGGAAAGCAAUUCUUGGUUCAACUCACUAACUCUGGUGAAGAGUAUCAGACCAACCAAUUUGAUCUCGGUAUCCCUGGAGGUGGAGUAGGUUUAUUCCCCAAAGGGUGUACUGCUCAGUGGAACGCUCCCAGUACUGGUUGGGGUGACUUAUACGGAGGAGUCCAUACUGAAGAAGAGUGUAACGAGCUUCCUGAAGUUUUACAACCAGGAUGCAAAUGGAGGUUUACAUUUAUGGAAGGCGUUUCUAACCCCGAAGUGACAUUUUAUCAAGUACAAUGUCCAAGGGAACUUGUUGAAAGAAGUGGUUGUGUAUUGUAAAUAGAAUGAGAUAGAUACAAUAAAAGUUAUGAAAAUAA
Diabrotica virgifera virgifera (western corn rootworm) is the source of this 878-nucleotide messenger RNA. RefSeq names its product endoglucanase-like. The coding region runs from base 124 to 840 and encodes 238 amino acids. The record is from RefSeq and is a predicted model, not a curated record. Gene Ontology annotation, molecular function: cellulase activity. NCBI's taxonomy places the organism in Eukaryota, Metazoa, Arthropoda, Insecta, Coleoptera, Chrysomelidae. Gene Ontology annotation, biological process: carbohydrate metabolic process. The transcript has 4 exons.